Molecule: messenger RNA, 1766 nt
Organism: Lynx canadensis (Canada lynx)
Lineage: Eukaryota; Metazoa; Chordata; Mammalia; Carnivora; Felidae
Gene: VAPA
Product: VAMP associated protein A
Exons: 7
Coding region: 240-1124 (294 amino acids)
Biological process (GO): neuron projection development
Cellular component (GO): plasma membrane; endoplasmic reticulum membrane
Molecular function (GO): FFAT motif binding
Source: RefSeq, a predicted model, not a curated record
AGGAUCGCAGUGCGCGUGGCCGCGGCGGCUGGUGUGGGGUUGAGUCAGUUGUGAGACCCGGAGCUGCUGACCCAGCGGGCGGCCCGGUGGCCCGGCCACAGAGCGGCAGGCGUCGGGGGUUCGGGAGCGGUGAGCUGGCCGCAUCAUAGAGCUCGGCCGAGCCGGCGCCGCCGUCGUCCCCCGCCCCCAGCUAGCAAACCGCCGCCGCGGGCGCGCCCCCGCUCUGCGCUGUCUCUCCGAUGGCGUCCGCCUCCGGGGCCAUGGCGAAGCACGAGCAGAUCCUGGUCCUCGACCCGCCCACAGACCUCAAAUUCAAAGGCCCCUUCACAGAUGUAGUCACUACAAAUCUUAAGUUGCGAAAUCCAUCCGAUAGAAAAGUGUGUUUCAAAGUGAAGACUACAGCACCUCGUCGGUACUGUGUGAGGCCCAACAGUGGAAUUAUUGACCCAGGGUUGACGGUGACUGUUUCAGUAAUGCUACAGCCUUUUGACUAUGAUCCCAAUGAGAAGAGUAAACACAAGUUUAUGGUACAAACAAUUUUUGCUCCACCAAACACUUCAGAUAUGGAAGCUGUGUGGAAAGAGGCAAAACCUGAUGAAUUAAUGGAUUCUAAAUUGAGAUGUGUAUUUGAAAUGCCCAAUGAAAAUGAUAAAUUGGGUAUAACUCCACCAGGGACUGCUCCGGCUGUCGCUUCAAUGAGCAGCAUCAACAACACAGUUCCAACACCUGCCAGUUAUAAUACGAAGAAUGACCCCAGGGGACUCAGUGUGUUCAAACAGGAGAAGCAGAAGAAUGAUCUGGAACCCAGCAAAACUGUUCCACUGAAUGCCUCUAAACAAGAUGGACCCAUGCCAAAACCGCAUAGUGUUUCACUCAAUGAUACUGAAACAAGGAAACUCAUGGAAGAAUGUAAAAGACUUCAGGGAGAAAUGAUGAAACUAUCAGAAGAAAAUCGACACCUGAGAGAUGAAGGCUUAAGGCUCAGAAAGGUAGCACAUUCGGAUAAACCUGGAUCCACCUCAGCUGCAUCCUUCAGAGAUAAUGUCGCCAGUCCUCUUCCUUCCCUUCUUGUCGUAAUUGCAGCCAUUUUCAUCGGGUUCUUUCUAGGGAAGUUCAUCUUGUAGAGUGAAGCAUGCAGAGUGCUAUUUCUUUUUUUUUCUCUUGACCAGAAAAAGAUUUGUUUACCUACCAUUUCACUGGUAGUAUGGCCCACGGUGACCAUUUUUUUUUUUUUUUUUUUUUUUUUUUUUUUUUUUUUUUUUGUGUAUACAGCGUCAUAUAGGCUUUGCCUUUAAUGAUCUCUUACGGUUAGAAAACACAAUAAAACAAACUGUUCGGCUCCUGGACAAAUUGUAUAUUACCAGAUCAUCACUAGCAGAUGUCAGUUGCACAUUCAGUCCUUUAUGAAAUUCAUAAAUAAAGAAUUGUUCUUUCUUUGUGGUUUUAAUAAGAGUUCAAGAAUUGUUCAGAGUCUUGUAAAUGUUAUUUUAAUAAUCCCUUUAAAUUUUAUCUGUUGCUGUUACCUCUUGAAAUAUGAUUUAUUUAGAUUGCUAAUCCCACUCAUUCAGGAAAUGCCAAGAGGUAUUCUGUGGGGAAAUGGUGCCUCUUACAGUGUAAAUUUUCUCCUUUACCUUUGCUAAUAUCAUGGCAGAAUUUUUCUUAUCCCUUGUGAGGCAGUUGUUGACUGAGUUUUUCAUCCUUACAAUCCUGUCCCAUGGUAUUUAACAUAAAAAAAAAUAAAACUGUUAACAGAUUCUUGCUCGAUA